This is a messenger RNA of Adineta ricciae, 300 nucleotides long. NCBI's taxonomy places the organism in Eukaryota, Metazoa, Rotifera, Eurotatoria, Adinetida, Adinetidae. The record is from the annotation of a GenBank genome assembly.
AUGGCAUCGCUUCUCAAAUUAGCAACAAAAUUAGCUAUUGUUGGUGGUGCGACAGUGCUUGUUGUUAAUCAUGAAGUUUUCGGUGCCAACAAAUAUACUCAACAAAUCAUCAGUAAAGUCCGCACAUCAUUACCCGAUACAGCUGAAGCAUUCGAUCAAAUGCCAACGAAACAAGAAUUGAACAACAGUCUUGUCGAAAGUUGGAAUUCAGGUGUACAAAAUUCGUUUAAAUGGCUCGCUGAUGCUCCCCAACACGCAUGCCGUUUAUACUCCUUAGCCUUAGAUAAAAUCAAAGGCUAA